CAAGGAGUUGAAGGACUGGAUGACAGCCUUUUUAAAACCCCCAAACACAAACAGGCCAUCUACAGCCAGCUUGACUCUACACCAAUCAUAUUUAAAGAACAAAGCCUGUGUUCACCCCUUUUCCUUUCACCUACAAGAGAUUUGCCUAGAAAUCAACCUGUGGCAACGAAUGUCAGAAGCGUCAGUAAACCAGAAAAAUGUCCUGGAGAUGCAACACAGUGUCUUCGUGAUGAAGUCUUUGGUACCUCGAAGCAGUGUCAUAAUAACAGUCCUAGUGCUAUGAGGGAGAUGUUUAAGACUCCUCUGUGGGAUAAAAAGUACACA
Molecule: messenger RNA, 324 nt
Organism: Staurois parvus
Lineage: Eukaryota; Metazoa; Chordata; Amphibia; Anura; Ranidae
Source: the annotation of a GenBank genome assembly